AUUGAAUUGAAAUCGGUGGUAUGUAUGUAUAGUCCACCAACAUAGAUCUCUCUCUUGCUGUGGCUCCUUUCUUCCUCUACACAGAUCUUUGGAUUCAGAAGAAAGAGGUUUUAUGCUCUGAGGGUAAGUAAUCCCGUUGAUCUGAUCGAGAAAUUCAUAUUGAUAGAGCUCUAAAAUUGGAUCUAAAAUGGGUGCUGCUGAAAACAACCUUGAAAUGGAGGGUACCCUGGAGAUCGGCAUGGAGUAUAGAACUGUUUCUGGUGUUGCGGGACCUCUCGUCAUCCUUGAAAAAGUCAAGGGGCCUAAAUACCAAGAAAUUGUCAAUAUCCGUCUUGGGGAUGGAACUACCCGACGUGGUCAAGUUCUCGAAGUUGAUGGAGAGAAAGCUGUUGUUCAGGUAUUUGAGGGAACAUCUGGAAUCGACAACAAGUACACAACUGUGCAAUUUACAGGAGAGGUUUUGAAAACUCCUGUUUCUUUGGAUAUGCUUGGUCGCAUCUUCAAUGGUUCAGGGAAGCCCAUUGACAACGGUCCACCUAUAUUGCCUGAGGCGUACUUGGAUAUUUCUGGAAGUUCUAUCAAUCCCAGUGAGAGAACCUAUCCUGAAGAGAUGAUUCAGACGGGUAUAUCCACCAUUGAUGUCAUGAACUCUAUCGCCAGAGGACAGAAGAUUCCCCUCUUUUCUGCCGCAGGUCUUCCCCACAAUGAAAUUGCUGCUCAGAUUUGCCGUCAGGCUGGUUUGGUUAAGCGUUUAGAGAAGUCAGAUAAUCUUCUCGAGCAUCAGGAGGAUGAUAACUUCGCCAUUGUGUUCGCAGCAAUGGGUGUGAACAUGGAGACUGCACAAUUUUUUAAACGUGAUUUCGAGGAGAAUGGAUCGAUGGAGAGAGUGACUCUUUUCCUUAACUUGGCAAACGACCCCACUAUUGAGCGUAUCAUCACUCCUCGUAUCGCACUUACAACUGCUGAGUACUUGGCAUAUGAAUGUGGCAAGCAUGUCCUUGUCAUUCUCACAGACAUGAGUUCCUACGCCGAUGCUCUUCGUGAGGUCUCUGCUGCCCGUGAAGAAGUGCCUGGAAGGCGUGGUUACCCAGGUUACAUGUACACCGACUUGGCUACCAUAUACGAGAGAGCAGGGCGAAUUGAAGGGAGGAAAGGUUCCAUCACUCAAAUUCCCAUUUUAACCAUGCCAAACGAUGAUAUCACGCAUCCCACACCAGAUCUGACAGGAUACAUUACAGAGGGGCAAAUCUAUAUUGACCGACAACUUCACAAUAGACAGAUCUACCCUCCGAUCAAUGUCUUGCCAUCUCUGUCUCGUCUCAUGAAGAGUGCCAUUGGUGAGGGUAUGACUCGCAGGGACCACUCUGAUGUUUCUAAUCAAUUGUAUGCCAAUUACGCUAUUGGAAAGGACGUGCAGGCCAUGAAAGCCGUGGUUGGAGAAGAAGCUCUUUCUUCCGAGGAUCUGCUAUAUCUUGAGUUCUUGGAUAAGUUCGAGAGGAAGUUUGUGGCUCAGGGAGCUUAUGAUACCCGAAACAUCUUCCAGUCACUCGACCUGGCAUGGACUCUCCUCAGAAUCUUCCCCCGUGAGUUACUUCACCGUAUACCCGCGAAAACCCUUGAUCAGUUUUACAGUCGCGAUACCACCAACUGAAGAACAUAGUUUCUACUGCCUUGGUGUGAUGAUAUGUCCAAAUGCAUCUUUAUUUUUUACUUCUGCGGUUGGAUCACACCUCUGAGUCGUCCGUCCCAAUAAAUGGUGUUUGUUCCCAAUCGCUAGACCCUUUAUUAUUGUCUUCGAAACUGAGCAAGCCAGGUUGAUUAUUCUUUUUGUAAGAGAAAUUGAAAUUCUUGUAUAAUUUAUGAGAUUUUGCAUCUUUUUUUUGGGGUACCAAAUUACUGGUUCAGAACAACAUACAUUUGUUUGUCUUAUUACUGUCACGAAUGUCAAUGCAGCUUCUUCUUCUUUUUUUAUAACAAUUUGGGUUUUACAUUUG
Messenger RNA from Arabidopsis thaliana (thale cress), 1994 nucleotides. RefSeq names its product ATPase, V1 complex, subunit B protein (gene VAB2). Gene Ontology annotation, molecular function: ATP binding; proton-transporting ATPase activity, rotational mechanism; actin filament binding. NCBI's taxonomy places the organism in Eukaryota, Viridiplantae, Streptophyta, Magnoliopsida, Brassicales, Brassicaceae. Gene Ontology annotation, cellular component: proton-transporting V-type ATPase, V1 domain; vacuolar membrane. The coding region runs from base 188 to 1651 and encodes 487 amino acids. The record is from RefSeq and is marked reviewed. Gene Ontology annotation, biological process: actin filament capping; actin filament bundle assembly; proton transmembrane transport. The transcript has 16 exons.